AGUGAUGGAAGCCAGUGCUGCCACUUCAGACCGGUGCCCUUUUUUUUUUUUUUUGUUUCUAACCAAUAAUAAUAAUGCGCUUUUGCCAACUAAAUAAUAAUAAAAGCAAAGGCUAAUUGAUAAAUACAAGAUUGAGAUCGGAAACUCAUCUUCCAACGGGAAUAAUAGCAGUUCGCUGGAAUGUUUGUUUCGCAUUUCUCCCUCAAGCGGCUUUAAAGCCAGUUUUAGCAACAACCAAGUUGCAUUUUUUGUAGAAUUGCUUUUAGUAAUUGCUAUUAUUCUUGGCUAUUUGUUGCUGUAAUUGCUUGCAUUUUAUUUAAUUUUCUCUUGCCCUUGCCUAUUUUUUUUGUUGUGCAGUGAACGAAAUAAAUAAUAAUAAAAAACAGAAGAAGGAAAAGUGCCAAUCACGUUAAAGUUUUUUUGCAUAUAUAUUUUUUUUUGUUUGUUUAUGGAGAAGUGCGUCGUCCAUUUUGUCUGCACUGCUUGAUUGUGUGCGUGUUUUGUGUGCGUUUCCUGGCUGGCUCAGUGCGUGUGUGUGUGUGUGAGCCUGUUUCCGGUGAAGUCAAUCAACAAAUUCUAUUUUGUUAACAAAACCAGGACCCUAUAACAACAACAAUAGCAAGUAACAAAUAUAAAGAACAAAAAAAAAAAGGAAAAAAAUAUAAGAAAAAAAAACACAAUAAAGAAACAUCAAACAAACCGUAAAACGCAUAACGGUAUAAACGCGCGCGCAACAGACGCCACCACGCCCCCCCGCCCACCAUCUUCUUGUUCUUCUUCCUCGCGAGGCGGAAACAAAACAAAGGAAAAGAAACCAGGACAGGGGAAGAGACCGAAAGGCGAAAAAAGGAUAAUAAAGCGACUCGAAAGGGAAACGCCGAUGAGCUGAAUGGCAGGAUAAAUCCUCAAUAACAAGAAAAAAAAAACGACCAAAAUUGCGCAACCAAAAGUCUUGAACAAAUAAUCAACUGCUGCUGCAAACCGUAUGACUGAUUUAUAACAUUUGAGCGUACUGUAGCGAUUACCUCCCUAAGAAAACUUUAUACUAACUUACAACCAAAAAAGAAAUAUAUAUAUAUAUAUAUAUACAAGUGCAUAUACGGCCGCAUAUAUAGGAAUGGCAGGGCAAUAACUUUCAACUUUAACAAGUAUAAAGCCAAGCAACCCUAGAAGCUUUGCAUAGUACCCAAAAAAGAAAUCCCCUCAACAUAUAACCGAUAAACAAUAUUCAUUUGCCGAUAUACGACAAACGAUAUAUCCGAUAGAUAGCAGAGAGAGAGCGAGUAAAAGAGAGCAGAGGAAAUCGAUAGCGAGGCGCGAGAGAGAGAGGAAUGCAGCGGUGUCCCUACAUUCAUGAGAUGCGAGAACGAUUACUGGACCAGCCGCGGGAGACACUACAACUCGAUAACAUGGAGCGGGCCAAUCUGCUCGAUAAUCGCCAAUCGGCAUCCGAAUCCAAUCAGCUGCAGGGCGAUGGCUACCACACGAGUCCUGCCCACCAGAGGACACCACUAGUUCCACACGAUCUUGGCGAGGACUUUAAUUUGGAUUUCGAUGAUGAUUUUCCCAUAGAUGCAAGACGACCGAAAAACGCCAACGGCAAACAUCCACCGGUUCUGACGCGUCCACAGCAAAGGGUUUGCUACGCGUUCAAGCCAAAUCCAAAUAAGUACAGUUUUAUGCCAGCGAAAAUAACGGUACAGGGCACAUACGAAACAAAUCCGAUAACGGGACCAAUCGAACUAUGGACAUCGCUGUUCAUUGUGACCAGUCUGGUGUAUGCGAUCCUACUGAUCGUCGUCUGCAUCGCCUACGUAAUCAGCGAUGUGACUACACACCGACUGCCAGUGCUCUACUACGAAACGUUCUUCACAUAUCUUUACGGCGUCAGCAUACUCUUCCUCCUCUAUGUCUUCUGUUUCCUGCUGCAGGAGAGCUCUUGCUGCAAUGGCGGCAAUGGCAAUGGUGGCAGCAAGCCGAAACCCCAACCCAAGGAGAAGAAGUCUAAGAAAGCCAAGAAUGCCGAUCCCGCCGAUUCGAAGGAUGCGAAGGGCUCUAAGGACUCUGGCAAGGCAGCCAAGGGCGCCGCAUAUCAGGAAGCACCCGUGGACGCCGAGGUGGCCGUCACCCCAAAGAAUGUGCGCAAACGCAAGACAACCCACAGUGAUCCCACGCAUGGCAGCUUCUUCCUGCGAGUGGGAGCCAUAGCUUUUGGACUGGGCGCCAUGAUCUAUAUUGGACUGGAAUUUGGUUCGUUCUUCGAGAUACCCUUCGAUUCGCCCUGCCACCACAUACUGAUUGGAGUGAAUCCGCUGCUUCAGAUGAUAUUUACCUUCAUGCAGAUGUACUUUAUAUUCAUGAAUGCACGGACUAGGCCGCCAUUUCAGUUAAACAUCCACCGCUUCAAAGUGAUCGCCCGCUUUGGUCUAAUGCACGUGGUGGCCACCAAUAUCUGUGUCUGGAUCCGUACUUUGGUCAAGGAAUCCCUGCUGGAGAUUACCAUUUAUCAUCAGAAGAAUGCUCCAGAGCCGGGUGCCUCAUCCAUAGCCCAUUCCAUACGUCAGCAUGCCCUGCGUCAUGCCGGGACCGUGCUACGCACUCAUGCUGGACCGAACAGUGAGUUCGAGGUCUUGGAUGGCGAGGAUCUGUUGCCCAAGGAUGUGUACAAGAGUGACAAUGUACUGUCCAAACUGGUGCGCAAUACUGUGGAUGGGAUCUCCAAGAGUUUGGGCAUGGGUGGUGGCGAUACCAUGACCACAACCACGACCACAACGCGGGCACCAUCAUACACAACACCCGGCUAUCAAUGGCACAGCACUACUAUGGCCCGCAAGCUGAAGAAGUUUAUCACCAGCACCGCGGCUAGCACGGCGGCGGCGGGGGGCAGUGGCGGCGGCAGUACCACCACCACCACCAUCACCACACCGAGCACCACCUUCAGUCCAUUUACCAGCACAACCACCAGUUCCAUCAUCAGUUCCACCACAAGCACAGCCAAGUCCAUCAUCACCGCCAGUACCACAGCCAAUCCCCUGGAGAGCAGCAGCAGCAGCGGCAGCAACAUCUUUGCCAGCGAAUCAUCGCCCUUUGGCGGCGGCCUGCAGCGUAUCCUUUCCAGCGCCGCAACGCCGAGCCUGGCGCCAGUCGAUGGGUUCGGUUCCGCAGCAGCCACGCCCGGCAGCAGCAUUAGCAAUUCCAAUUCCAAUUCAUUUGUGGACACAUUCCUGGCCAGCACAUUGAGCCCGGCUAUAAGCAGCACCACCGAGGGAGGUGGCGCCGGUAGCAUUAUGAAUAAUCUAUUUGGCCAGGGACCCAUGGAGAAUAGCUUCCAAACGUAUACGGAUUUGGGACAUGAAGAGUCCAACGGUCUGGUUAGCUUUGAGAAUUUUGAAAGCUUGGACAAUAUAUAUCCGGCGGCAUUGUCCUCCAACAUUGGCACACUCAAUUCCACUGCCUGCGGACGCAUUGACAUAAUGGGCACAAUUGUUUAUGAUUCGGCGCCAUAUCUAUAUCCAUUCAUCAUCGAAUACUCGCUAAUUGGGGCGGUGGUUUUGUAUGUAAUGUGGAAGCACAUUGGCCGAUAUCCGGGCAGGAUGAACGAUGAGGAUUUGGAGCAUCGGCUGGAGGUGAUGCUGUCACGCCGAGCGGUGGCAAUGGCCCAGCAGGCGAGAUCCGGACGCGUCGACUGCGUUGGCUCGUCGAAGGGCCUGUUCUUUGGGCUGCUGCUGCUGGUUGGGGCCUUAAUCUGCCUGAUACUCUUCUUCGUCUUGGUGCGCCAUCAGCAGUUCUCGCUGUUGGCCAUAUAUCUGGCCGAUGCCAGUCACUGCAUCCUGAUGGCCUUUGCCAUAUUGGCCAUCAUAGUGGGCUUUAUAAGGGUAAAGAACCUGAAAUUCCGCUGCGAGGAGCAAUCAAACCUGAACGACAUCUUGCUGCGCAUCUCGGCCUUUGGUCUGUUCACCUAUUCAGUGUUCAGCAUUAUUGCCGGUAGUUUGAAGGUCCUGGAGAGUGAGCCCAGCCUGCUGGUGACGACCACCGGCGGUGUGGCCGUCUUCCAAGUGAUUCUUCAGCUGCUGUUCAUUGCGGACGUUUCAAGGCGUCGCGUCCACCUGCCGGAGCAUGAUCGCAGCAAGCCCGGCCGCCAGAUUGUCACCUUCCUACUCAUCUGCAACGUGGCCAUGUUUGCCAUCUACACCUUCGAAGCUCAAAAAGUAUUCGCCAAUCCUGUUCAGCUGGAGUUCUACGGCUUUGUGCCCUGGUCAAUCAUCCAGCGCAUCACACUGCCCCUGUGCAUCUUCCAUCGAUUCCACAGCGCCGUGACACUUGCCGAGAUCUGGAAGACCACCUACAAGGCACGCCUGGAGUAAGAUGGCACACAUAUGGCCAGGAGGAGGCUCUAAGGGAUGCGAUUGUGGGAGUUAUAAUGAAAAUGCACCAAAACCAAAAUGUAGCGAACCCAAAAAAACAAAUGCUAAAACCAGAAAUCAAGUGAGGGAGAAGAGUUAGUUUCUAAUUACGUAUUAAAAAAAAAAAAAAAAAAAAAAAAAAACAUGCAUACUACAUAUAAUAUAUACAUUAAUGCAGAUAUGAAUAUAUUAUGAUUUUGAGUUCUUCGUUUUCGUUUUUUAGUUACUAAGUUUACGAACGAAACGAAAUCGAACGGCAAACCGCACGAUUAACCAAAAAAAAGUAAAUCCGAUGACCGAUGAUCGAUAACGAUAGCGCGCGCCUCCCUAUUUUGUUUGUUUUGUUUUAACUCUCUUAAAACUUUGGAGAAAAAAACUUAAAAACUAAGUCAUAGCGUUUACAGUUUCGCCCGCACGCACCCAUUUAUCACCAUCUGAGUUAAAUAUUUAAUAUUAUUAAAUUUAAAAAAAAAAAACCUAUGUUUAAAAUAUACAUUUUAAACCUUAUUGUUUAGUUUAAACUUUAGUUUUAGUUUCGUCUCUAACACCGCCGCAAUAUCCAUUGUUACUAACGAAACGAAGGUUAAUCUUAUUAAUUUUAUAAUUGUUUUAACCCAUUAAAAAAAAAAACCCAGACGAUAACAAAAAAACUAAAAAAAAAUCGAUUAAAAAUUCACAUUGCGAAUAAGAUGGAAAUUAUUCGAUAACAAAA
Messenger RNA from Drosophila kikkawai, 5115 nucleotides. The record is from RefSeq and is a predicted model, not a curated record. NCBI's taxonomy places the organism in Eukaryota, Metazoa, Arthropoda, Insecta, Diptera, Drosophilidae.